Messenger RNA from Fragaria vesca subsp. vesca, 1400 nucleotides. Its product is annotated as sphinganine C(4)-monooxygenase 2-like. The record is from RefSeq and is a predicted model, not a curated record. NCBI's taxonomy places the organism in Eukaryota, Viridiplantae, Streptophyta, Magnoliopsida, Rosales, Rosaceae. Gene Ontology annotation, biological process: lipid biosynthetic process. The coding region runs from base 306 to 1079 and encodes 257 amino acids. The transcript is spliced from 2 exons. Gene Ontology annotation, molecular function: iron ion binding; oxidoreductase activity.
CAACGAAAUCCAAACCAAAACCAAAGCCUGCUCCUUUUUGGUAAAAAAAAAAUCAAACUUGACCUGCUUUGAUGGUUUUAAUCUCAACCCAAUUCUUCAUUUCUGAUUCUCAACUCAUAGUGAGGUGAAAGGGGAAGCCUUUUCAUAGUUUAGGGUUAGGUAUUGGGGAAGAAGAAGAAGAAGAAGAAGAAGAAUCAUCAUCAUCCAAUUUAUCUGAUAUUAUGCAAAUUUGGAAUCUUGGGUUCAGUUUUUGAUCAAAGUUUGAGUCUUUUGCUUUUGGGUUUUACUUUCUUGAUAUAUCAAAGAUGGGAUUUGAGGUUUCUGAUGAGCUAUUGGGAACUUUCGUCCCAGUUUUGGUAUAUUGGGCUUAUUCUGGGAUUUAUGUGUUGCUGGAUUCGUUGGAGAAGUAUCGACUGCACACCAAGAAAGAUGAGGAUGAGAAGAAUUUGGUGUCCAAGAGAACCGUCGUCAAAGGCGUUCUUCUUCAGCAGACCAUUCAGGCCAUUGUUGCUAUCAUUUUGUUCACGGUGACAGGAGAUGAUGGUGCAGCUGCAGGUGCAAAGCAUUCUUUGAUAGAUCUAGCAAGACAGUUUGUUACUGCAAUGUUGGUUUUGGAUACGUGGCAAUACUUUAUGCACAGAUACAUGCAUCACAACAAGUUCUUGUACAAGCAUAUCCAUUCUCAACAUCACCGGCUUGUUGUGCCCUAUGCAUUUGGAGCUCUUUACAAUCACCCUGUAGAGGGUCUUCUCCUUGAUACAAUUGGUGGGGCCUUAUCUUUUCUCCUCUCUGGUAUGUCUCCUCGAGCCUCCAUAUUCUUCUUCUCCUUUGCCACCAUCAAGACAGUAGACGAUCAUUGCGGAUUAUGGCUUCCUGGGAACCUCUUCCAUGUACUUUUCAGAAACAAUACUGCUUACCACGACGUCCACCAUCAGCUCUAUGGAAACAAGUAUAACUUCUCCCAGCCAUUCUUUGUGAUGUGGGAUAGAAUACUUGGUACCUAUAUGCCGUACUCAUUGGAUAAGAGAACAGGUGGGGGAUUUGAAGUACGACCUGUAAAAGAAGUGAAGGAGAUUUGAUUCUUACCAAGGAACACGAAUGCUGUAAAAGAAGUGAAGGAGAUUUGAUUUUUACCGAGGAACACGAAUGCACUUGAAUCGAUUGUACCAGUAUUAUUCUUUUCCUCUUAGGGAACCACACUGCCUAUAUUGUGUAUAUACAUUUAAUGUUGUGCCUUAUUCUUCUGAGUUCCUUUUCGAAUGAGUGUUAAAAACUUAGUGUUAUGGAAUUGAGAAUUCUUGUACCCCACAGUAGCUCUGGUGGCUUCAGUUGUUACAGGCUAUGUUGUUAUGAAGUAUAUUUGUUUUUGGAUCUGAUAUGGAACAACUGCCAUUUUAACU